Messenger RNA from Tribolium castaneum (red flour beetle), 1381 nucleotides. RefSeq lists its product as hypothetical. Gene Ontology annotation, cellular component: apical plasma membrane; endocytic vesicle. The transcript has 3 exons. Gene Ontology annotation, biological process: receptor-mediated endocytosis; intracellular protein localization. The record is from RefSeq and is a predicted model, not a curated record. NCBI's taxonomy places the organism in Eukaryota, Metazoa, Arthropoda, Insecta, Coleoptera, Tenebrionidae. The coding region runs from base 40 to 1362 and encodes 440 amino acids.
CAGAGGCGUUGAGAGCGAGCAGAUGCAGCGUCCAAAACAAUGCAAGUCUUGUUCGUGUUCGCUUUUUUCGGUGCCAUUUCCGGAAAAGAGCGCAUUUGGCGUUUUGUCAGUGAUAUAUCGAGUCCGGAGAACUGGCAGGGCGGGGGAUUGGCGACAGGGUGCAAAGGGGUGCAUUUUUCGGCGGUUAACACAGCUCCGGUGUAUCUAAGAGAAUUAACAACACCGGAAAUUGUGUUACCGGAGGAUGGGGAGGUGGAUUUGCUCGAAGGGGGCGCGAUUGAAUUCAAGGAUAAUAAGAAAUGUAUAAAAUUAAAGCCCAUCGACUACCAUUCAUGGUACGAUUCCGACAGCUGGACCACCCCCACAACCAACCCCGCCAUCCCCCACAAACAGCGCAUCCCCUGCCUCCAAGACGCCGUCACCUUCCCCAACAUCGAACACGCCCGAAUUAUCGAAGACCUCGGAACCACAAUUCAAAUAAGUUCCCUCAAAUUCUCCAACAAAAUCAUCGACAACUCCUUCCUCGAAAACUUCAUCGACUCGAAAAUAGGCCACGACGUUUUUUACAACCCUUUAGGGCCCUUUAGCCUCAUCAUAGACAAAACACAAUGCGACGACCCUUACGGCUGUCUGUGUCACAACGAAUUCGUCCCUUGCCCACUCAAAAAAACCCAAAAAAAAGUGCAAUGUCGGGAACCAAUCGAACCGGAAGAAUUUUGCGAAGCAAUCUGUGGAGCUUAUGUUACUUAUGAGCCAGGAAGUGGGCCAGAUUUGAAACAAUUGAGAGAGAAAUUAAGGGAGUUUGAAGUCAAUACGUGGGCGAGUCGAGUCAAGAAUUAUUUGGGAAAUCAAGUCAUUCAGAUUGUUUUCACUGAGAGGGAAUUUACAGGAGAAAGUCACAAAGAAGCCGAAGUUUUGUACGAAUUUUUGAAAAUUCGGGACACAAAAAAAUUGCAAAUUCUCAAAUCUGGGGAGUUUUAUAUUGAAGGUGGGGGUUCCCCGACUUGGUCCAUUGUUUUAGGGAGUUUGUUAACAGUUGUGGGUUUUUUCGCAUUAUUGUUGUACCUCCAGAGUGACAAUAAUGCGGUUAUGGUCGUCAUAAACAGGUAUCACAAGCGAGGUUCGAUCUUUAGUGUCCCAUUUUUCGCCCGUUUUGACAACACUGACGAAAAUUUGAUUAUCGAUGGCCAAUCAGAGACCGGAUCGAUUCUGGACAUUGCUAAAUCUUUCGAUAACCCAAUGUAUGGGCAAAGUACCAGCACCCAGCACGAAAACCCAGUGUAUGAGGACGAUGGGCAAAGCCCUAGACCUAGCACUGAAGUUACAGAACACGAAAACCCAUUGUAUGAAGUUGAAGAAUAAUAAAUAUUCCCGUCUAUUA